AUGCGGAUGCCCGCCAACACCAACGCCAACGCCAACGCCGUCGCCGUCGCAGCCGACAACCGGCCGAUCUCCGCCGCUGCUGAUGCCGCUGCUGUUUCUUCUCCUUCCGAGACUCUCCAGCCUCCUCCCGCUCUUCCACCUCCUCUUCCUCCGCCCUCGGUCCCGUCCAUGUCGUUGUCGCUGGCUCGUCCGUCGCGUCAUGACGCCGCCCAGGUUGCCGGUCGCCUCGAACCUUAUUCCUUCUCCGUCAACCAACCGCCACCGCCAACCUACUACCGCCGCUUGGCUGCCGGUCCAGCUCCGGAUCCGGGUCCGGCUGUGUCUUCGGCAUCCACGCCGGCUCCUGCCGCUGCAGCCUCCCGUCAUGACGCGCUCAGAUUCCCCCCCUCGCCGUCGCCAACACCCUCGCAUCCCACCACCUUCGGCGUCCUCGGCAGCAACCACGAUAGAAAUCACAGUAGUUCAAGCUUCAUUAGCAGCGCCAGCCAUGGCUAUGCUACUGUUACCCCGCGUUCCGACCCCAAGCCCAGCCGCUGUUCCGUCAUGGACCUACAGAACGUGCUGUGCGACCCGGAUGACGAUGUGAACAUGUCCUCGUCGCGCUCGAGUCACCCCCCUACGCCCCCCCAUCUUGCUGAUGCACUCAACCUUCCCGCCUCAAGUUCCAUUCCUGCUUCUCCAACCUCGGAUUCAUUGGAGCCACCGAUCUUUGUUGCUCGUCCGAAUCCCUCUCACGUCGUCAUGACCACGAGGCCUCAAUUGCAGACCUCUCGACCCCAGCACACGGAGCCUGGCUGCAAGACCUGUCAGAUCCGCAAGAUGCCUUGUGAUGAGGGGCGUCCCUCAUGCCAGAAUUGCUCACGCAUGGGCAUUCAUUGCUUGGGCUAUCUUUCUCCGAGUCAUGCCAGCACCCAACAGGCGUCGGACCGUUCCGCACCCAGCGUUAGUGCCAACGCCAGACGCCAGGAUCAGGAAGAGUAUCUCUUCUUUCUCCUCGAUCAUUACCGACACACCAAGCGCCACUGCAUGUGGGAACUCAUAACCCUCGAUUUCAAUGAGCACUUUUCUUGCAACAUGCGUAAGGAGGCUUUACAGAUGAUCAAACGCCGAAGAUUCAAAGACAAGGAUACACGGGAAGCUUCACCAAACGAUAUCUUGGGAAAUGCGCAACGUCCCAAAGCCAAAAGAGGCCGGCGACCGAAGUCUAGCGUCCCCUCUCUCCAGUUAAAGGGGGAGGGGCACGGCAACGAGUCAGCCACCGGAUGA
Colletotrichum phormii is the source of this 1266-nucleotide messenger RNA. RefSeq lists its product as uncharacterized. Gene Ontology annotation, molecular function: DNA-binding transcription factor activity, RNA polymerase II-specific; zinc ion binding. The transcript is spliced from 3 exons. Gene Ontology annotation, biological process: regulation of DNA-templated transcription. NCBI's taxonomy places the organism in Eukaryota, Fungi, Ascomycota, Sordariomycetes, Glomerellales, Glomerellaceae. The record is from RefSeq and is a predicted model, not a curated record. The coding region runs from base 1 to 1266 and encodes 421 amino acids.